This is a messenger RNA of Lacerta agilis (Sand lizard), 4479 nucleotides long. It is a transcript of the gene KIF27, whose product is annotated as kinesin family member 27. Lineage: Eukaryota; Metazoa; Chordata; Lepidosauria; Squamata; Lacertidae. The transcript has 18 exons. Bases 235 to 4425 code for a protein of 1396 amino acids. The record is from RefSeq and is a predicted model, not a curated record. Gene Ontology annotation, molecular function: microtubule motor activity; ATP binding; microtubule binding. Gene Ontology annotation, biological process: microtubule-based movement; mitotic spindle organization.
GGGCGAGGAGAAGCGCGCCUCGCUCGACUGAGAGUUUCCGAGUUCAUCCUUCCCUGUACGCAAAGACCGGCUGGUGCUUUUCUCCUCCCGUUCGCUCUGACGGGCGGCGCGGGGAUUGCAGCCCGACGGCGAGAGUGCUGAAGACUGAGAAUAUAAUGAAGACAGAAAUAAAAAGAAACUCUCUCAAAGUGAAGUUUGCAAAAUAAGCGGGAAUUGCUUCACACACAAGCUGCAAUGGAAGAGAUUCCAGUUAAAGUAGCAGUAAGAAUAAGACCUCUACUCUCAAAAGAAGUGCUUCACAACCAUCAAGUAUGUGUGAGGUUAAUCCCGAAUACUCAGCAGAUUAUUAUCGGAAAGGACCGUGUUUUCACUUUUGAUUUUGUUUUUGGAAAACAUUCAACCCAAGAUGAAGUGUACACAACAUGUAUUAAGCCAUUGGUGGCAUCUUUGAUAGAAGGGUAUAAUGCUACCGUUUUUGCCUAUGGACAGACGGGCUCUGGAAAAACUUACACUAUUGGAGGAGGCCAUGUUGCAUCAGUUGCAGAAGAAGAGAGAGGUAUCAUUCCACGUGCAAUUGAGGAAAUAUUUCAGAUUAUUUCAGAAAACCAUAAUAUUGAUUUCACUGUGAAGGUUUCUUACAUCGAAGUCUACAAAGAGGAACUCAGAGAUCUCUUGGAACUAGAAACCUCUAUGAAAUAUCUGCAAAUUAGAGAAGACGAAAAGGGCAAUACAGUAAUUGUUGGUGCCAAAGACUGCCAGGUUGAAAAUGUGGAUGAAGUAAUGAGCUUGUUAGAAACGGGAAAUGCUGCUCGACAUACAGGCACAACCCAAAUGAAUGAGCAUUCUAGCCGAUCUCAUGCGGUUUUUACAAUCAGUAUUUGUCAACAACAACAACCUGGUCAGAUUCAGAAGGACACAGAUUCUGCACAAGAGUCACCUCAAAGUUCAAGCCAGCUGAUUGCUUCCAAGUUCCACUUUGUUGAUCUUGCCGGCUCUGAAAGAGUAACAAAAACUGGGAACACUGGUGAAAGGUUCAAAGAAUCAAUUCAGAUCAAUAGUGGCUUAUUGGCUCUGGGAAAUGUGAUAAGUGCGCUUGGAGACCCAAAGAGAAAAAGUGCGCAUAUUCCAUACAGGGAUGCAAAAAUUACACGUAUUCUUAAGGACUCCUUAGGAGGCAAUGCCAAGACUGUCAUGAUAACUUGUAUUAGCCCAUCAUCUUCAGAUUUUGAUGAAUCACUAAAUUCCAUCAAAUAUGCCAACAGAGCCAAAAAUAUUAGAAACAAACCUAUUGUCAACUACAACCCAGACUGGGACCUUAUUGAUGAAAUGGAGUUUGCCAUCAAGAUACUCCGUGAAACUGUGCAAAAUCAGCAGAUUAGUGGACAGGUCCCUGGCAGUCAAGGGUCACAGGAUUCGUUUCGGGACAGAAACAAAAUCCGCUCUCUUGAAGAGCAGCUUGCCCAGCUUCAGGUAGAAAGUUUUAACUACCGAAAUUGCAUGGAAGAAGCCUAUGUGUUCCUUGCUGAAUUAAAAAAUAUUGCCAGCCUAUCAAAAAGUCAACAGGAAAGAUUGCAAGAUUGGAUAUGUGUGGCUCAGGAACUCAGGAGAGAGGCUUCUUCAGUCAUUCCCCAGGUAAACUGUGGAAGUGGAGGUAACCAAGAAGGACCACAUCAUAUCACAAUUCUUCAGCUGAAGAGAGAGCUGAAGAAGUAUCAGCAGGCUCUUGCAACCGAUGCAGAAGUGUUUAGUGAGAGAGAGCUUGAGAUAAAAGUAUUGCAAGAUCAAAUACAGAAGCUGAUAAAGGAGAAUCAAGAAUAUAUGGAAUUGCUGAAGGAGGCCCAAGAGACAAAUAGGCUACAGAAUGAUAAAAUGGUGGAGCAGCAGCUUAUAAUUGACCAGCUAAAUGACAAGUUAGAGAAAAUGACAAAAGCCUCUGCCUCCAGUGGUGGUUGUGGAGAUGGACCAGCUGGUGUAAUAUCUUCAAAAAGACCAUACAGUGUUCCUCUAACUAAACGUUUGGUGCAAUCCUUUAAUGCUACAGUGGGGCUGGAUUCUCGAAAGGUACACACAAGCCCUCCAACAUACUCGCUUAACAGAGUAAUGGCUGGAUUUCGAACCCGUAGCCAAAUAGCAUUGGAUCAUGUGGAAGAACAAGAUGAAGUUCUUCAUUGCUGCUUUUCUGAUCACAGUGAUGAAGAUGAAAGAAAUCCCAGGAACAGAAAGAGAACCCUAUUUAGACGUUCCUUAAAUCGUACAUGGACACGAAAACAAGCUCCUCCCGGCUCUACACAUGAACCAAAAGAGAUGCAGCACAAUUCCAUUUCACAAAAUGAAAAUAUUUUACAGAUGGAAACUGAUACAGGUGCUGAUAUUGAAUGUAUUCAGAAAAGUCAAAUACUGAAUAUGCAGAAAUUGAAGAACUCAGAACUAAAGCUUAUUGCUGCUAAGCAAAAAAUGAGUGAACUGGCUCUUAAUAUUAGAAUGAAGGAAGAACUUAUUAAAGAGCUGGUGAAAACAGGUAAUGAUGCCCAAUCUGUAAGUAAGCAGUAUUCACUGAAAGUAACACAACUUGAGCAUGAAGCAGAGCAAGCCAAAAUGGAUUUAGCUGAAACACAAAAGCAACUGCAGGAGCUAGAGAACAAGGAACUACGAGACAUUGCUGAAAAAGCCAGGUUACAAAAAGAAUUUAGAAAGAAGAUGGAUACAGCAAAGCUAAAAGUACAGGACUUGCAAAGAAAACAGCAAGACACUAAGAAACUGGCAUCGCUGUCCACCCAGAAUGAGAAACGUGUAACUGAACUGGAGCAGAAUGUCAGUCACAUGAAAAAUCAACAAGCCCAGCUUCAGAAAAGAUUGCAAGAGGAGAGUGGAAAAAAGAAAAGCUUGGAGGCAGAAAUUCAGCAGGGCCAACUGCAGAUAAAGGAGCUCCAAAAAAAGACAGAGCAGCAGGAAAAGAUUCUAAAACUAAAAGAUGAAGAAAUUGCUGCAUUUAAGAGAAAAAACUCAUCUGAAACCACUCAGCAACUGCAGAUAUUAGAAGAGAAGAAGAAAUGGCUGGAUGAAGAGCUAGAGAAAGUUUUGCAUCAGCGGCAAGAGUUAAAAAAUUUGGAGGAAGAUUUAAAGAGAAGAGAAGUUAUCAUUUCCAAGAAAGAAAUGCUGACACAAGAGAAGAGCCAUUUGGAAAUUAAAAAACUGAGAUCCAGCCAGGCCCUCAAUAAAGACAGUUUAAGAUUAUCGACUCGUCUGAGUAUGCUGAAUCAGGAGUUGUGUGACAAAAAUAAGCAGCUUCAGAGCAGCAGCACUGAUGAGCAAGAAAAGAUUAUGGGAGAGAUCCAGGUUCUACAAAAGGAAAGGGAUCAGCUGUUGAACAGAAGGAAUAGCGUGGAUGAGAAACUGAAGAAUGGCCGAGUGUUGUCACCAGAAGAGGAACAUGUUUUAUUUCAGCUUGAAGAAGGGAUUGAAACCUUAGAAGCUGCCAUUGCUUACAAGAAUGAAAGUAUCCAGAACCAUCGGGACUCCAUCAGAGCCUCCUCUCAAAUUCUCACACAGAGUGAGGCCAAUGUGAUGGGAAAGUUGGUUUCCUUGUCUGCUACAGAGCUGAGAGCAAUUCUUUUAAAGUAUUUUAAUAAGGUUGUUGGUCUCCGUGAGACUGAACGCAGAUUGCAACUCCAGGCAGAAGAAAUGGGAAUGAGGGUAACAGAAAAAGAGAACAUAGUAAGAGAACUUGAAUCAGCACUUGAGCAUCUCAUGCUUCAGUGUGACAGGCGCCUGACCCUCCAACAGAAAGAACAUGAGCAAAAGAUGCAAUUAAUAUUGCUUCAUUGCAAAGAAGAAGAUGGGGAGAGUAUUGCAGAAACUUUUAAGACGUAUGAAACGAAAGUCCAACAACUGGAAAGAGACUUGUUCUUCUAUAAGAAAACUAGCCGUGAAUUAAAGAAGAAAUUAAAGGAACUGGUUGCAGAAUCAAUACACUAUCCUCUGACACAAAGUAAUUGUUCCAGUGAUGGGAUACUGAAUCGAGAAGAAGUAAUUACCUUGUCAGAAGAAUUCAAUCGGACAUCCACACCAACAGGAAAAUUAAAAGAGAUAAACUCCCCAAUGGGUGAUUUAGGAGCACAACAGAAUUCAUACAAAUUUGAAGACGAAGCUGCAGAACUGGGACCCAACACACCCAACAGCCACAAAGAGCAAGCAGGAAAAGUACACCAGCCUGCAAAAUCUCAUCCACAAGUGUGUUGUCCUUCUCAGGCAAGAGAGACUAUGACACAGCUUCAAGGAGUAACCCCAGUAAAACUUCUUCGCAAAGAAUUGCGCUAUAUCCCUGCUUCUGAGCUUUCAUCAAGGCGUUCUGGCCUUGCAGUUGGUAUAAAUUCUGUUCCUGCUGAUUCUGCUGAAAUGCCUAGAAAAUCUGACUAUAAUAUAUAAUUAUCCUUGUAAUAUUUUGAAGGCAAUUACACAGUUCCCUUUAUUUCCAGUUUA